Molecule: messenger RNA, 1002 nt
Organism: Plasmopara halstedii
Lineage: Eukaryota; Oomycota; Peronosporomycetes; Peronosporales; Peronosporaceae
Product: ammonium transporter 1
Exons: 1
Coding region: 1-1002 (333 amino acids)
Biological process (GO): ammonium transmembrane transport; ammonium homeostasis
Cellular component (GO): plasma membrane
Molecular function (GO): ammonium channel activity
Source: RefSeq, a predicted model, not a curated record
AUGGCUAACCAGAUUGGCGAAGAUCAUUUUACAACGAAAUUACUCGAUAUUCCUUUAUUGAUCAACGGUGACUUUGCAGCUGAGACCAUUUUGAUUAGCUUGGGAGCUGUUUUGGGUAGAACCACGCCCACUCAGUUGGUCUGGAUGACGUUCCUUGAAGUUAUUGUUUACGGAGGAAACGAGUACCUCUUGCUUAAGGAGCUUAAAAUUACGGAUGUCGGAGGUUCUGUGGUCAUCCAUACAUUUGGAGCUUUCUUUGGACUUGCGGUAUCCUUUAUGUUCGGAGUUCCGAGUGCAAUCGAGCAAGAGCACAACACAUCUCGCUACAACUCGGAUAUGUUUGCCAUGAUUGGUACACUCCUACUCUGGGUCUACUGGCCAUCUUUUAACGCCGCCUUUUCGGGGUCGGAUGACUUCCAGCGUGAGCGUGCUGUAAUUAGCACUGUUCUAUGUUUAUCAGGCUCCUGUACCGCUGCUUUUGCUGCAUCCAAAAUGCUAAGCCACACAAAAAAAAUCGACAUGGUUCAUGUACAAAACGCAACGCUUGCCGGUGGAAUCGCCAUGGGAACUUGUUCCAACCUUGCCGUCUGCCCAGAGACUGCUAUCAUUAUCGGCCUUGUCGUAGGCGUUGCAUCAGUUGCUGGUUAUCGGUAUGUAUCUCCUCACCUUGAGCGUGAGUUUCGGAUAGCCGACACUUGUGGUGUCUUUAAUCUACAUGGAAUGCCUGGUCUCGUCGGUGGCUUUGCUGGUGCUAUGGUCACUUUUUCUGCCCCCGAUGACUUUUAUGGAGACAGUUUGACGGAUAUAUACCCGGCACGCUCUUAUCGUUCGGCUAGCAAGCAAGGUUGGUAUCAACUCCUUGCCAUCGUCACUUCAGCAAGCAUUGCUACACUUUCUGGUCUGAUCGUCGGCUAUUUUCUCAGCUCAAAGCAAUUUCACCAGCAACAACUCAAGUAUGAAGACGAGGAAUGGUUUAGUGUGCCCGACAAAAGCGACGCUUAG